AUGAAUCCUCCACCACCUCCCCCGCAUGGGGAGAACCCCAAGUCUUCAGGUCUGCCUAAUGGAAAAUAUGAUAUCUUCAUCAUUCCAGAGCAUUCAGCGGGAUCGGGCUUCCUGUACCUUCCUUCACUCAAACCGAACGUCAACAGUUUUGCCGCAGGGUUUGCGUCAGCUCUGAUACUAGUGGUGGUCGGUUCAGCAUUGGCACCAGCAGUACAGGCGUGGUGGAAUAGUGUGAAAGGUGCUGGAGGAGCAGGUAUGAUAAUGCUCAUGCUAGCAGUCGGUGUUGGUGCAUGGGCAUUGGGGAGGAUACAAACGGAUGGGGGUCCCGGACCGGGUGGAGGAGGCACCAGCGGAUCGAGUCCGAAUUCUGGACCACAUCCUAAUGCGCACUCGAAUGCACAUUCUAAUGGGUACGCAGGUCCCCCUCCGGGUACAGGCCCAAUGCCAGGUGCUGGAUCGAUGCCUGGCGGAGGUGCAGGUGGCCCAAUGCCUGGGGCCGGACCUAUGCCUGGAAGACCAAAACCAUCAUCGUGGCAACGCCCGCCACCUGGAGCAACUGGUGCUGCUGGAGCAGGCUCUCCCGGAGGGAGUGAGCCAAAUGCAAGUACAAAUGGGUCGGCUGGAGCUGGUGGAGCUGCUAGAAGUGCAUGGGAAAAGGCGCGGGAAGAAACCAAAAAGAAGCAAGAAGAAAAUAGAGCCAGAGAAGCAGAAAAGAAACGGAAAGAAGAACUGGAGAAGAGACUUCGAGAAGCUCGAGAAAAGGAGGCCCGGGAACGAGAAGCCCGAGAAGCUAAAAAGAGAGAAGAGGACGCCCGGCAGGCGAGGCAGAAGGCAGAGGAGGAUAUUCGCGAAGCAAAGAAGAAGGCAGACGAAGCUAAGAAAAGAGCAGAUGAAACGCAAGAGCGAGACAAGAAGAGGAGAGAGGAAGAGGUUUUGGACAAGAAGCGGCGAGACCUUGAGAUUCUGGAGAAGAGGUUGAAAGAGGCGAGGGAAAGGGAAACUCGUGAGCGAUUGGCACGAGAACAGAAGAAGAAGGACGACGAAGGAGUCAGCAAGCCUAGGGGAAGUACGUACGCCUUUUCAGCUGUUGGAGAGAAAACAAAUCCUUGGCCUCGGGGACGUCCAAUCACCCCAGAGCCCCCUAGCCCCAACCCUCCAUCACCAACUAAGAGACCUCCUCCACCCACAGCAAGGACGUACAGAGAUGCAGACGAAGACGCGCAUUCUUACCGACCUUACGACAAGCCAAAGAAGCCAAUGCAACAUAAGAAGUCACUAUCCUCCUUGUACUCCGAAUCUUCUUAUGCAGCAUCGCAUUCGACUUCACGAACUACACCUCCUCCAUCACAUAGGGGUCCGUAUAGCACCAAGGAUCCCGACAAAAUUGUUAUAAAGGCCGUAUACUCCUUCAACAACGCCUUCUUGAGGACGCCAACUUCGCAGCUCAUUUCGGGGGUAGGACCAGUAACGGAUGGGUUAAUUCUCAGAAUAACGACAGAGGGUCUGUUUAUCGAUGAUGAUGUCCGUGGCGUCCCACAACGAGAGUGGGACGUCAAGGCUUGGACAAUGAAACUCGUAGAGACAGGUGAAUUGAAGACCGCAAGACUACAUGUCUUGAGAGCCAGCAUCCGUGAUCAAGAAGGUAAGAAGUAUGUCUUUGUCGUACCCGAAGAAGAGAGCUGGAAGGUUGCCAUUGGCCUACAGAGGCUACGAAAGGGAACCCAAGUUAGAGCAUUGGGUGUCAGUGGCAUGAGUGCUGGGGAUGCCAGAUCGACUUUGGAAAACCUGGGUUGGGGCAAUUGA
Messenger RNA from Cadophora gregata, 1803 nucleotides. RefSeq lists its product as uncharacterized. Gene Ontology annotation, cellular component: Swr1 complex. Gene Ontology annotation, biological process: chromatin remodeling. Gene Ontology annotation, molecular function: ATP-dependent H2AZ histone chaperone activity. The transcript is spliced from 2 exons. The record is from RefSeq and is a predicted model, not a curated record. Bases 1 to 1803 code for a protein of 600 amino acids. Lineage: Eukaryota; Fungi; Ascomycota; Leotiomycetes; Helotiales; Ploettnerulaceae.